UGCAGCGUAUAAAAGUGGCGCUCUUCAAGGAAGUAAAGCAGACGGGAACAAGUCAACAGGAAGAAGAAACCUUCACGUCGUCUUCAGUCGUCUGCAGCGCCAGGUCACGAUGCCAACCCACAAAGCGUUCGAGUCUGCGGGGAAGCAACCGGGUCUUCAGAUUUGGCGUGUGGAGAAGAUGGAAUUGGCAGAGGUCCCCAAAGAACUGCACGGAAGCUUCUACAUGGGAGACUCCUACAUCCUCCUCUACACCAGCUCCUCGCUGUCUCACAACGUGCACAUCUGGAUCGGCGAGCAGACGUCGCAGGACGAGCAAGGAGCGGCGGCCAUUUUGAUGAUGCAGCUGGAUGACUCCCUGAACGGCACCGCCACGCAGUUCCGAGAGUGCCAGGGCCAAGAGUCGCUCACCUUCCUCGGAUACUUCAAACACGGACUCAAGUACCAGAGAGGGGGCGUGGCAUCCGGCUUCCGUGCGGUGGUGCCCAACGAAGUGGACGUGAAGCGUCUGCUGCACGUGAAAGGUCGCAGGCGGGUGAACGCCAUCGAGGUGUCGGUGGACUGGGGCAGCUUCAACAGAGGAGACUGCUUCAUCUUAGACUUGGGCAAGGAGAUCUACCCCUGGGCGGGCAGCGACUGCAACCGCUACGAGCAGCUGAAGGCCACGCAGCUGGCCAUCGACAUCCGAGACAACGAGCGGCGAGGGCGCGCGAACAUGCACCUCGUCGACGAGGGCGACGAGCCCGAGGACGUCAUCAAGGUUCUGGGAAAUAAGCCCGAUCUGCCUCCAGCAACUAGCGACGAGUGUACGGUUCAAAAGUGCAGAAGUCCGGCAUCACUCUACAAGGUGUCAGACGCUUCUGGCAAGAUGGCGCUGACCCUGGUGGCCCAGAAGAACCCGUUUAAACAGGACAUGCUCUCCUGCAAGGAAUGCUACAUCCUGGACAACGGCAAAGACAACAAGAUUUUCUUCUGGAAAGGUCGCGACUCCAACACGAAAGAGCGCAAAGCUGCGCUGACUCACGCCAACCAGUUCAUCAAGGACAAGAAUUACUCGGAAAAGUGUCAGGUCCAGAUUCUGCCACAAGGGGCCGAGACCACCCUGUUCAAAGAAUUCUUUGAGAACUGGCUUGACAAGGACGAGAGCACGGGGCCGGGCAAGGCGUACACGGUGGGCAGCAUCGCCAUCGUCAAGCCGAUCCCGUUUGAUGCCUCCAGUCUCCAUGGCAACAAGGUCAUGGCUGCACAGCAUGGAAUGGUGGAUGAUGGAUCAGGGAAAGUGCAGGUGUGGCGCGUGGAGGGCGGCGGCCGCGUCUCCGUGGACGCGUCCUCCCACGGCCAGUUCUUCGGCGGCGACUGCUACCUGCUGCUGUACUCGUACAACAGCGGUGACGGCGAGAAGCACAUCAUUUACAUAUGGCAAGGGAACAAGUGCACCAGAGAAGAGCUGGGAGCCUCCGCCAUCUUGGCCAUCGCUCUGGACAACUCCAUGGGAGGCGUGGCUACUCAAGUGCGCGUGAGCCAGGGCCAAGAACCCCCCCACCUGCUGAGCCUGUUCGGCGGAAAGCCCCUGGUGGUCCACCUGGGCGGGACGUCCCGCAAGGGCGGCAACAGCGAGCCGGCCGUCACCCGGCUCUUCCACAUCCGCCAGAGCUCCACCAUGGCCACCCGUGCCGUCGAGGUGGCGGCGGACGCGUCCUCUCUCAACUCCAACGACAUCUUCGUGCUCAAGUGGCCCAAGGGGAUAUUCGUGUGGAAGGGGCGCGGUGCCACACCCGAGGAGAUGGCGGCCGCUAAACACGUGACGGGCAUCCUGGGCGGCGGCGCCCCCGCGGAGGUGGCUGAGACCAAGGAGCCCGAGAGCUUCUGGAAGGCGCUGGGCGGCCGCAAGGACUACCAGACCUCGAUGGUCCUGAGGAACGCCAAAGUGUGGCAGCCCAGACUCUUUGGAUGCUCCAACGCCAGCGGACGCCUCACCGUGGAGGAGGUCCCUGGAGAAUUGGACCAGCUGGACUUGGAGACCGAUGAUGUCAUGAUUCUGGACACUUGCCAGCAGGUCUUCAUUUGGAUCGGGAAGGACGCCAACGAGUCGGAGAAAAGCGGAGUCGCACGCAUCGCCCAGGAAUAUUUGGAGACGGACCCAUCCGGCCGCAAAGGUGUCCCCAUCACCACCAUCAAACAGGGGGAGGAGCCGCCUUCCUUCACCGGAUGGUUCCUGGCCUGGGACGCCACCUUGUGGGACAAAGACCUCCUGGCUAGAAUCGGCGCACGUUAGCACAGCUUGGUGCAUUUUAGCCCAUGUUAGCGCCUGUUAGCUCACGUGAGCCCAAGUUAGUGCACGGAAGUGCACGUUGGCGCACUUUAGCCCACAUUAGCUCAGGUUAGCCCGCGUUAGCGAAGAGAUUGCUUGCCUUGCUCUGCAAAAACUCCAAUCUUAUCAAGUGAAUUUAUCUCACUUGUAGUGAAAACAUCUUAGUUUACUUUUUUUUCCUCCAACUUUUCAGUGAGACAAAACAAUUUGUUUGAAGACGCAAAAUCUUAUUUUAAGACGCUGAUCAGGUCAGUUCCUACUCGUUCCAUUGGCAGAUUUGUUUUCUCUUAACACAAUUGACAUUUUGUCCCUAAACUAAAAGAGAAAAAAAAAUCUGCCAAUGGAACGAGUAGGAAUUGACUUGAUCAGCUUCUUAAAAUAAGAUCUCCUCUUUUUACAUUUUGAAAAAAAAAAAAAAAAAAGGUCAAAACUGUCUUCAAAUAAGCACAGUAAGAUGUUUUCUCUAGAAAUAAGAAACAAUAAUGUGGUAAGAUUGGAGUUUUUGCAGCGUAGUGUUGCAUUGCAGCUUAGUUGCUUUUCUGUCCAGUGGGCGGAGUCAGCUCGGUGGCCAAUCAAUUAACAGCUCUUUGACAAAAAAAAAAAGGAAAGAGGUUGUCAGGAAUGGGAAUGGAAAAUGUAACCAGAAGAGUCUAUUGUGUCAGUGCACGGUAUGGUUUCACUUUUGUGAGGUCUCCCAACACUUGAGUCACUUUUUGGGAGCAAACGAUUUGCUAAAUGCUGACUGUUUGGAGUGGAAUCUUCCUUUCUUUGCUUUCUGUCUGCUUGCAAACGACUGUAGAUGGGAAACAGUUGACGCGUUUUAAUAAACAUCAAAAUGAG
Messenger RNA from Phycodurus eques (leafy seadragon), 3148 nucleotides. RefSeq names its product gelsolin-like. Bases 110 to 2272 code for a protein of 720 amino acids. The transcript is spliced from 17 exons. The record is from RefSeq and is a predicted model, not a curated record. Gene Ontology annotation, biological process: actin polymerization or depolymerization; actin filament severing; barbed-end actin filament capping. Gene Ontology annotation, molecular function: actin filament binding; phosphatidylinositol-4,5-bisphosphate binding. NCBI's taxonomy places the organism in Eukaryota, Metazoa, Chordata, Actinopteri, Syngnathiformes, Syngnathidae. Gene Ontology annotation, cellular component: actin cytoskeleton; cytoplasm.